Sorghum bicolor (sorghum) is the source of this 1245-nucleotide messenger RNA. RefSeq names its product ADP-ribosylation factor 1. The transcript is spliced from 5 exons. The record is from RefSeq and is a predicted model, not a curated record. Gene Ontology annotation, biological process: vesicle-mediated transport; intracellular protein transport. Gene Ontology annotation, cellular component: cytoplasm. Gene Ontology annotation, molecular function: GTP binding; GTPase activity. The coding region runs from base 52 to 591 and encodes 179 amino acids. Lineage: Eukaryota; Viridiplantae; Streptophyta; Magnoliopsida; Poales; Poaceae.
AUCAUCUUCCUGCUUCCUUCUCCAUCCGCUGCUGAGCUGAGCUGAUCCAGCAUGGGUUUGGCGAUGGGGAGGCUUCUUGGGUGGAAGCAGGAGGCGCGGAUCGUGCUACUAGGCCUCGCCUGCGCUGGCAAGACAGCCAUCCUGCACAAGCUCAAGCACGGCCACGUCGUCACCACCGGACCAACGAUAGGGUUCAACACCGAGACGCUUGAAUACAAUGGCAUCAGCUUCAGUGUUUGGGACGUGGGUGGUAGUCAAGGCGAGCUCCUACGGCUCUUGCUAAGGCACUACCUCUAUGCCGCCCAGGGCGUGAUAUUCGUCGUCGACAGCAGCGACCAGGAGUGGUUUCAUCAAGCCAAAGAUCUGCUAAACAUGAUUCUGAACGAGGACAAGUUCAGGGAUCCCGCGCUGCUUUUGUUUGCAACCAAGCAAGACCUUCCGAACGCCAUGAGCGCAGCAGAGAUAGCAGACAAGUUGGGGCUUCAGUCACUGCUUUGCAACCGUAGACGAUGGCACAUUCAAAGUUGUUGUGCGAUCUCAGGAGAAGGCCUCCAUGAGGGGAUGGAUUGGCUCUGCGCCAACAUACAAUAGGACUAAGGUUCGUCUUCUAUGCUUCAAAUCGUUACAGUAGGACAAAGGCUCCUCUCCUCCUUUUUCUUCAUUCACAGACGACUACAAUUUUUCGAAAAGGACAGACGACUACAAUAGAAAAGGGGACAUGCUGUUUACAUUUUUGCAGACCUAAGGAUCGGCAGAUGAAAUACAGAGUUUGAUUGCUGUAUAUGGCUAGUUUGCAGUGUGAUGUAGUAUCAUCAGAUCAGGUGGGACGCAGCACAAACAUCCAGAUCCAGGAAGGGUUAAAAAAAGAGGUAGCCUCUAGCCUCAUAGAGCUGUAGUGUGUGUUUUUCUUACAACAAAGAGAGAAUUGACCUACAUGGUCAUUUGUACAGUUGUUGGAGCUCGGCCUUUUUUUCCCUAUUAUGGCAAACCAAGGUCGUCUGGUUGUGUAAACAAAACAGAGCUUUGAUGCGGGGAGAGCAGCAAACGCUUAUUUUGCUCUCUCUCUCUCUCUCUCUCUCUCUCUCUCUCUCUCGGGGUUGUUUGGGUGACUGGGAAUUGGGAUUACAUAAGACUACUGCGAUAGUAUAACUUACGUAGCUGAAUAAAUAAAUUUGUAACUUGGGGUCUUUUCGAUGUACGUAUACAUUAGGGUUAGGGAUGAGUGACCCGAGUUUGGCCUCCUUA